AUGCGAUGCAGGCGGUCCGGAUAUGCAUGCAGCUAUGAGGUCCGCUUGCAGUGGGAGGACGAAAUGCGUGCAGUAGGCAAGUGUCAUGGACGAACAGGCGUUCAAUCGAAGAUGAACUCACUUGUGCGUAAACGAUUGGCUGACACGGCCAUGGAGCCGUGGACACGGACCAAACGCAAAGAUCAGGAUGAUACCUGUCAGGCUGAUGGCGAAGAGAAAGCUGUGUCGAUCGGCUCUCCACCCGCCUGCCACAGUCCACAACAAAAAAUGGUAGACAGCGACCAGGCUCCGGAAUCCGUCUACCAGCGCCGCUACUAUCAAUGGGAUCGACGCAAAUCAGUGUCAAUAGCCAGGGCACUGCCUGUUCUCCCAUGGAGUAUUGGCAUACCGGACGUUGAUCAUUUGUGUCUCUCGUUCUAUGAAUCUGUCAUGUGUCCCGUCGCUGUCACUGUUGACGAUGAGGAUAACAAUCCGCUCCGCAGUACGGUGAUGCGUAUGGCUUUGAGGUCGGAGUUGACGUACUAUGCAGUCCUCAUGGCUAGUUCUCAGUAUAUGCGCUCGUUUGACUCGCGAUACACAAUCUUGGAGAUGCAAGUGCGGCAACGGGUACUUGGAGGGUUGCGACAAGCAUUGGCACGAGAGUCUUGGGACACUGAGGAUGUCCUCGUGCCAACAAUCUUUCUUUGCUCCUCGGCAAUUUCUGCGAGCUGUGACUCAUCCUGGGUGCGUCAUUUUGCUUGCUUCCAGCUCCUUGUCAAGCGGGCAGCUCAAGGGAGCUUUUGCAAGUCCUUCCUGCACCGAUUCUUUGUCAGUUACUUCUCUGCACAUCUGGUACUCGCCAAGUCUAUGUUUCCCAUUGAGGGUUUGCUGCCCGUCGUUGAACCACCACUUUAUCUUGACACUAAGAGCACACCGGCUCUUACCCUGGAUCUGCGCGAGAGUUCCUGGACCUCGACAGCCGCCUUGUUGGGCGUGAUGGAUUCAAACACUCUUCAUCAAAUAGACAUAUGGAAUGGCCUCGGUAACCACCUUCUACUCUUGAUAAAUGACACAUUGACUAUCAGAGAGGAUGUUCUUGCUUCCAAUCGCCGUCAUACUUCGGAUCUGCCGACCAUGAUUGUUGCAGCUCAAGCGUCAAUUGAAACCAAGAUACUAGGCUUGAGAGCCAGCAUUGGCAAUGUCACGCAAACGCUUCCAGAUUCAUCGUUAAACUACCGCCAUGCCACCGAACGCGCUAACUCAUACCGCUUGCUAGAACAUACAGGCGAGGCUUAUCGUCUUGCCGCUUUAUUGCUCCUCUCUGAAGCAUCCAAAUCUUCAUUCUUAGGGUUCACGCCAACUAAUAUCAAAGAGUUUGAUUCCGUGCAAAUACAGGACCACGUCCACACAAUUCUUACUCUGGUGGAUAAGAUUGUAUCAAAGCUAGACUUCUUACCCAUCUCCUGGCCUCUAUGGCCCCUCUUUAUCGCGGCUUGUUGUAGCGACCCUGACUCGGAGGCACAGGCCAAGGCUCUAGCGUUGUUUCGGACUGCUCGAGAAAAAGCGCCAUACGAAAACACAAUGAGAGCACAGACCUUAGUUGAGCUGCUAUGGAAACGCCGUACGCUAAUCGGAGAUGGAGUCACACAGAUACGCGUUGGUCGCUUCGAAUGGGAGGAGGUUAUGGAGUUUCUAGGGUGGCAAACAAGUUUUGCUUGA
This is a messenger RNA of Aspergillus brunneoviolaceus CBS 621.78, 1698 nucleotides long. RefSeq lists its product as uncharacterized. Gene Ontology annotation, biological process: positive regulation of transcription by RNA polymerase II. The record is from RefSeq and is a predicted model, not a curated record. Gene Ontology annotation, cellular component: nucleus. Gene Ontology annotation, molecular function: DNA-binding transcription factor activity; transcription cis-regulatory region binding. Lineage: Eukaryota; Fungi; Ascomycota; Eurotiomycetes; Eurotiales; Aspergillaceae. The coding region runs from base 1 to 1698 and encodes 565 amino acids. The transcript has 2 exons.